Chanos chanos (milkfish) is the source of this 891-nucleotide messenger RNA. It is a transcript of the gene c14h9orf85, whose product is annotated as chromosome 14 C9orf85 homolog. The record is from RefSeq and is a predicted model, not a curated record. Lineage: Eukaryota; Metazoa; Chordata; Actinopteri; Gonorynchiformes; Chanidae. The transcript is spliced from 4 exons. The coding region runs from base 47 to 517 and encodes 156 amino acids.
CGUUAUAAAUUGGUUUUCACAUUCGUUGAAGGAAUUUGGGAUUUAAAUGAGUUCACAAAAAGGCAACGUGUCUCGCUCCCGAGGUCAGAAAUACCAAAACACCACUGCCUUCAAAAAUGACAAAUAUGGCGCAAGUGUUCACGUGAAGAAGGCAAAUGCGAAGGUCCACGACGGUCUGUGUCAGCACUGUAAGGAUGUUCUUGAAUGGAAAGUCAAAUAUAACAAAUACAAACCCCUUACCCAGCCCCGAAAAUGUGUGAAGUGCUCUCAGAAAACUGUGAAAGAUGCUUAUCACAUCAUGUGUAAGCCCUGUGCCUUAACGUUACAGCUUUGUGCCAAGUGUGGAAAGCAAGAGGAGAUAGUGAUUCCGGUUGGCUCUCAGAACCAAGAGGAAAAAGAAGACUCAAGUCAGACGCACAAAGGACAUACGAAGAAGAAAAAAGACCCCGACAGAGAUGAUGAUGAUGAUGAAGAUGAUUAUGAUGAUGAACUUGAUGAUGAUGAUGAUGAUUUUUAAUGCAUGGGCAGUGAUGCAAAAGACAGCAGUCCAAGGGAUAAAGAAGACAAGGACUCUCUAAUGUGUCUGUCAUUAACAAAUAAGACUGCAAUUGUUCCUCAUAAUGUGCUGUUUUUUUAACUACUGUUCUCCCUUAUGUGCUGUUUUGUUGAAGAAUUUAAAAUACAACAAUUAUACCAUUGAUAUUUACUUAUUACAGCUGAGGCAUUUAACAACAAGUCAUCCCAGAUGUAGAGAUUUCAAGGUGAUUUUUGUAAGAAAUAUAAUGCGAUUCUUACAUGCAAAUGGUGCAUACGGAGUAGCUGAUGUGCAAUACAGUUUUGAUAUGUCUUUGAAGAAUAUGUCUGACAGUCAUUAAAAUCAAUGAAACUUUU